UGCGCUAUCCGCCAGGCCCAUAUAUAAUGUUUCGUCCCGGCCUGGGCGGUGCUUCGCCCCCGCUCUACCGUACUCUACCCCGUAGUCUCUUUCGGGCCCGCCAUGGAUCCCGCCCAGCUCCACGACGCCAACAGCGGCGACCACCUGCCCGAGGUCCCUCUCGGCACCUCCACCGCAGCCGCCUACGGAAACGCCGCCAUCCAUAAUCUUGUUGCCCACCGCGAAAAUUCCCAUGAACUCCGGGCCCCUCACGACGCGCAGGAGGAGGAGGGCCGCAGACAUGUCUCUGUCGGCCACUUCGACCGCGAAGGUGUAGACGAGCUCAAGCGCACCAUGUCGCGUAUGUCGACUGCUCAGCGCAGCGAGAAGCGAGGUGCACCGUCAGCCGGCCUCCUGCCGACACAUGCGUCUCACCACUCGUCAGAUCGGUCCUCGGACCACACCCUCGCGCCAGGAGACGGGCCAUUCGACUUUGAGAAGUCGCUCCAGCAGAUGGUCAGACGGAAGGAUGAGUCUGACAUUAAGCGCCGAGAGCUCGGUGUCGUUUUCGACAAUCUCCGAGUUGUCGGCCUGGGCGCAUCCGUCAGCUACCAGCCAACCCUCGGUUCCACUUUGAAUCCGUUCCAGAUAUUCGAGACUAUCAAGAAAAUCCGACACCCCCCUGUGAAGGAUAUCCUGAGCGGUUUCGAAGGAUGCGUGAAGCCAGGGGAGAUGCUACUGGUGCUUGGGCGCCCCGGUGCAGGCUGUAGCACGAUGCUCAAGACGCUCGCCAACCAGCGGCAAGACUACCACCAGGUUCUUGGCGACGUGUGGUACGACGACUUCACGCCGCAGGAGAUCGAGAAGCAAUACCGCGGCGACGUCCAGUACUGCCCCGAAGACGAUGUCCACUUCGCGACGCUCACCGUCCGCCAGACGCUCGACUUCGCUGCAAAGACGCGCACCCCCCGCGCGCGUGUGCACGAGACGCGUGAACAACACCGUAACACUAUGAUCGACGUGUUGACAACUAUCUUCGGUCUGCGGCAUGUCAGGGACACCCUUGUCGGCGACGCGAGUGUUAGGGGUGUCAGUGGUGGCGAGAAGAAACGUGUCUCCAUCAGCGAGGUCCUUGCUGCGCGCAGUCUCCUCACAUCGUGGGACAACUCCACCCGUGGACUCGAUGCUUCAACCGCGCUCGAAUUCGUCCGUGCGCUGCGCCUCGCAACGGAUGUUGCCCGUGUCUCUACGAUUGUCUCGAUUUACCAGGCGGGCGAGCAGCUCUACCAGCUGUUCGACAAGGUCUGCGUCAUUUACGAAGGCAAGAUGGCGUACUUCGGGCCGGCCUCCAGCGCGCGCCAGUACUUCAUCGACAUGGGGUACGAGCCCGCGAACCGGCAGACCACGGCAGACUUCCUCGUCGCAGUCACGGACCCGAAUGGCCGUAUCCCCCGCGCCAACUAUUCAGGGCCUCCGCCACCACGCAAUGCGGACGAGUUCGCGGCGUAUUUCAAGAACAGUGAGCUCGGCCGGCUUAACCGCGAUGACAUGCGCCGUUAUCGUGAGGAGGAGAGCGGGAUGUCUGAGAAGAAGCAGAUGUACCGUCUCAGCCACCGCGCGGAACACGCGAAGACCACGUCGAAGAAGAGUCCCUUCAUCAUCUCAAUCGCCAUGCAGGCGCGGGCCCUCAUGCUUCGCCGGGUCCAAAUCAUCCAGGGUGCGAUCGCUACGCAGGUCAUCCAGGCCUUGAGUUUCGUCUUCCAGGCUAUCAUUGUCGGCACGAUCUUCUUGCGGCUGGACAAUACCACUGGGACGUUCUUCUCCAAAGGCGGUGUCCUCUUCUUCGCCCUCCUGUUUGCGGCUCUCUCGACCAUGGCGGAAAUCCCGGCGCUCUUCAUCCAGCGCCCCAUUGUACAGCGGCACUCCCGAGCGGCGAUGUAUCACCCGUUCGUCGAGGGGCUCGCGCUGACACUCGUUGACAUCCCAAUCACCGCUUUCACGCUCAUUCUCUUCGGUAUAAUCCUUUAUUUCCUUGUCGGCCUCCAGGAGAAUGCGGGGAAGUUCUUCAUCUUCCUGCUGUACAUCUUCAGCAUGACGAUCACGAUGAAGGGCUGGUUCCGCAUGCUCGCUGCGAUGUUCAAGAGCCCUGCGCCCGCGCAAGCGAUUGCUGGUGUCUCGGUCCUUCUCUUGACCCUCUACACCGGCUACACUAUCCCGCAGCCGUCCAUGAUUGGAGCUCUCCGCUGGAUUACCUAUAUUAACCCGCUCAAGUAUGGUUUCGAGGGGCUGGUGGUGAACGAGUUCCACGGCCUUCAGGCGUCGUACGAGGACGUUUCGCUCGCGAACCAGGUUUGCACGACAGUCGGCUCCGUCCCGGGUCAGGCGACCGUCGAGGGCAUGAGCUACGUCACGUUGUCGUUUGGCUACGCAUACAGCCACCUCUGGCGCAACUUCGGUAUCAUCUGCGCAUUCGGCAUAGGCUUCAUCUCGAUCCUCCUGGUCCUCACGGAGUUCAACCUCGGUCUCGCGGGAGAUUCGUCCGUCACGCUGUUCAAGCGUGGCUCCAAGGCAACCAUCGCACAGCCCAAGGGCACGGCGGACGAAGAGAAGUCGGGUGUGAGCAGUGACGGCGCGUCGACGCGGCGCGAUGCGGAGGGCGUGUCGGAGGAGGCUCAGAAGGCUCUCGAGGAGGUGCCCGCGGGCAGGAACACGUUCUCGUUCGAGAACCUGACAUACAUCGUGCCGGUUCAAGGCGGGAAACGGAAGCUCCUGGACAACGUCUCCGGCUAUGUUGCCCCCGGCAAGCUGACUGCGCUCAUGGGCGAGUCUGGUGCGGGUAAGACGACGCUCCUGAACGUGCUCUCUGAUCGGACAGCGGGCGGUGUCGUCACUGGCGAUCGCCUGAUGAACGGCCAAUCCCUCCCUAUUGACUUCCGCUCUCAGACUGGCUACGUGCAGCAGAUGGACACUCAUCUACCGACUGCCACCGUCCGGGAAGCGCUCCUUUUCUCUGCCAAGCUCCGUCAGCCCGCCUCUGUCCCGAUUGAGGAGAAAGAGGCCUGGGUCGACAACUGCCUGAAGAUGUGCGGCCUCGAGAACUUCGCGGAUGCCGUCGUGGGCUCUUUGGGUGUCGAGCAACGCAAGCGCACGACGAUUGGUGUCGAACUCGUCGCGAAGCCGUCUCUGAUUUUCCUGGACGAGCCUACCUCCGGUCUCGACUCGCAGAGUGCCUGGGCUAUCGUCUGUUUCCUCAGGAGCUUGGCGGAUGCCGGCCAGUCGAUCGUUUGCACCAUUCACCAGCCGUCUGCGGAGUUGUUUGAGGUUUUCGACCGCCUGCUCCUCCUGCGCAAGGGUGGUCAGACGGUGUACUUUGGUGACCUCGGUCAGAAGUCCUCGACGCUGAUCAACUACUUUGAGAGCAACGGCGGUAGGGUCUGUAAAGAGGAUGAGAACCCGGCUGAGUACAUCUUGGACGUCAUUGGCGCGGGUGCUACGGCGACAACGGACAUUGAAUGGCACGACGCCUGGAAGAAGUCGCAGGAAGCGCAGAAUGUUAACAAGGAUCUCGAGCACAUCAACGCCGAGGGCCGCGAACGUCCGCCUGUCCAGGCCUCGAUGACCGGCGCGUUCCCGACAAGAUGGGGCUACCAGCUGUGGACCCUGCUCUCCCGUGACCUUCAGUACCGCUGGCGUGACCCAUCCUACAUGGUGGCGAAGCUUGGUGUCAACAUCGCUGCUGGCCUGCUUAUCGGCUUUACUUUCUUCAAGGCGAAGGACAGUAUCCAGGGCACGCAGAACAAGCUGUUCGCCAUCUUCAUGUCGACCAUCAUCUCCGUACCGCUCUCGAACCAGCUCCAGGUGCCGUUCCUAGACUCACGCCAGAUCUACGAAAUUCGCGAGCGCCACAGCAGCAUGUAUAGUUGGACUGCAUUCCUCACCUCCCAGAUCCUCGUCGAGUUGCCGUGGAACAUCUUGGGCUCGACGAUUUACUUCCUAUGCUGGUUCUGGACCGUUGGCUUCCCGAGUGACCGCGGCGGAUUCACGUACCUCAUGCUCGGCGUCGUCUUCCCGCUCUACUACACCACCAUUGGUCAAGCCGUGGCUGCGAUGUGCCCGAACGCGGAGAUUGCGGCGCUGGUGUUCAGCUUCUUGUUCUCGUUCGUGCUGUCGUUCAACGGUGUCUUGCAGCCGUUCCGGGAGCUCGGCUGGUGGCAGUGGAUGUACCGCCUCUCGCCGUUCACGUACCUCAUCGAGGGCAUGCUCGGACAGGCUAUCGGACACAGCACCAUCACUUGCGCGUCGACGGAGCUCGUCACGAUCGAGCCGCCCUCGGGCCAGACGUGCGGGCAGUACAUGGGCACCUUCAUCAGCUCUGUGGGCGGAUACCUCACGAACGGGGACGCGACGAGCAAGUGCCAGUAUUGUGCGUAUUCGACGACGGACGCGUUCCUCGGCGAGAGCUUCAACAUCUUCUACUCGAACCACUGGCGCGACUUCGGCAUUUUCUGUGCUUACAUUGUUUCAAUCCCGAAUGCUGACGGGGCUGCGACAGAUUGCUUGAUCUUCGUCUUCUCGUGGCUCUUCCGCUUCCGGUCAGGGAGCAUGUUCGGAUGGGUCAAGAAGCUCGUUCGUAGACAGUAGACAAUCUCUUCCUGCCAUCGAUCAUCAAAUAAUAUCCAAUGGACUAUCAUUUUAUGUCGCAGUUCCUCGCAUUUCGUAUCUAAACCACCUAGAGUUAACGUACCACACAUUUCAUGUAGAGUUAUGACACAAAGGUCUAAUGAAGAUCAGCUUGUUCGUUUGGAACAA
Messenger RNA from Fomitopsis serialis, 4788 nucleotides. Its product is annotated as pleiotropic drug resistance ABC transporter. The transcript has 13 exons. The record is from RefSeq and is a predicted model, not a curated record. Gene Ontology annotation, molecular function: ATP binding; ABC-type transporter activity; ATP hydrolysis activity. Gene Ontology annotation, cellular component: membrane. Lineage: Eukaryota; Fungi; Basidiomycota; Agaricomycetes; Polyporales; Fomitopsidaceae. Gene Ontology annotation, biological process: transmembrane transport. The coding region runs from base 103 to 4620 and encodes 1505 amino acids.